Molecule: messenger RNA, 984 nt
Organism: Aspergillus campestris IBT 28561
Lineage: Eukaryota; Fungi; Ascomycota; Eurotiomycetes; Eurotiales; Aspergillaceae
Product: ankyrin repeat domain-containing protein
Exons: 2
Coding region: 253-984 (243 amino acids)
Molecular function (GO): protein binding
Source: RefSeq, a predicted model, not a curated record
GGGCGCACACUACUGUCAUAUGCUGCAGAAAAAGGGCACACUGAUAUUGUAUCCUUGUUAUUACUAGCUCCUCAAAAAGUCAAGGUCAACUUGAAGGAUCAGGCAGGACGCACCCCCCUGUCAUACGCAAUAGAAGGCGGUCAUGAACACAUCGUGUGGCUAUUGCUUACUCGCGGCGAUAUUCUGGUCGACGACAGGGACAAUUCCCAAUUUACCCCUGUAUUAUAUGCCGCAAAGCAAGGAAGUCCAAAGAUGAUCAACAUGCUACUGGCGCAGGGAGUCUCGCAAGAUUCCAUGAAGGACGGGUCUGGGCGCACUGUGCUAUGUCACGCAUCAGAAGCUGGGCAUGUGGCUGCGACAGCCGUCCGUUUACUACUUCACCACGGCGCCAACGUGGAGGCAACGGAUAAAGAUGACAUGACGCCCCUAUGGCAUGCCGUCCUAAAGGGCAAUGGGAACAAUAUUGCUUUACUGGUGUCCCAGGGAGCAAACAUCGAGCACCGGGACAAAAGAGGAAGAACCCUACUCCACCUCGCCGUCAUCGGGGGCCGCGAGCAAGCCGUCAAGCGAUUACUCUCCUACGGUGCGAAUCUGGAAGGCAGGGAUAGCGAUAACCUGACACCGUUAUGGCACGCGUUUCUGAGCCAACAGGAAGUCAUCGCCUGUCUGUUGAUCACCCGGGGAGCCAACAUCAAGCAGUGCGACGACCAAGGCAGAACGCCUCUACACUGGGCCGUCAUCAACAAAUGUCGCCUCGUCGUCGCCAAAUUGCUUGCUAACAAGGCGAGUCUGGAAACCGAGGAUGAUCAGGGCAGGACACCCCUGCAUUGGGCUGCUAUGACGGGGAAUCUCACCAUUACCAUGUCACUGCUGGAUGCGGGUGCUAAUGUGAAGGCUGAGGACGCCUAUCGUAAGACGCCCAUUCGAUAUGCGAAGGACUUGGGUGAUAGGGCUGCCAUUGCAUUAUUGCUGAAGUAUACGUGA